Paramuricea clavata is the source of this 2931-nucleotide messenger RNA. Lineage: Eukaryota; Metazoa; Cnidaria; Anthozoa; Malacalcyonacea; Plexauridae. The record is from the annotation of a GenBank genome assembly.
AUGCCAAAAUUAAGGUGCAUGGACGAGAACGAUGUAUAUGCAGUAUUGCAUAGUAAUUUUAACUUUUGUUUAAAUAUCAGUUUUAAUAUUAAAAUACUAACACCGAAAGUACCGGUAAGGAACACCACAUGAUUAAGCAUUAAUUUCAGUGUCUAACCCUUCAUGCAAUUCUAAGCAGCAAAUUUUGUUUUAUCUAGGGUGAUUGAAAGUAAAGACGAAACAUUACCCAUUGGAACAAAUGUUGUUGGACCUCUGGGUUGUAAAACCCAUGCAGUCAUGCCAGGAAAAACUUUGACAAAAUUGGACUUCCUUGAUGACCUACCAACAUCUGUAGGAGUUGGUGCUGCUGGCAUGCCAGGGUAUGAUUACAUUAUCUUUCUACAUAUUAACAAAAAUCUGAAUGAUUAUAUCACCGCCUUAUUUACGUUUUAUUACUAGAAAUACAUGCAUGCAGAAACCCCUCGCCUUGCUAGCAAAUCCACGAUAUUUUUCAAACAUGAAAUAUUUGAAGUGGUUGAUUGAUUAAUGAUUGAUUAAUGAUUGACUAAUGAUUGAUUAAUAGUUGAUUAAUAUAAUUGUUUUUGUUUGUGGAAACACCACGUAAAUUUAUUACUGCAGUAAUAAAUUUACGUGGUGUUUCCACAAACAAAAACAAUUAUAUUUUAUCGCCAUGCAAACAUUCAAAGAACUUAAUUGAUUAAUAGUUUAAAAAUACCAAAAAUACAGUCAAAACUAAGCUGAAUUAGAUUAGAAAAUUUACAAUAACUUAAUUGUUUGAGUAUGUCUACGAUUAUACGCUGUUUCGUUUCAAGUUCUAAUGCAUUAUCUGAUGAUAGUUAACAAAUGGAUGGAUAAUUCUCAUGGCGCGCUUCUGUAAAAAUUCAAGAUCAUCUCACAGAUAAUUGGGAAGUGAGUUAUGGUAAACUGAGCAGGCGUACUCCAUGACGGUGCGGAUGCAUGUGGUGCAAAAGGUUACAAGUUCCUUGGUAGCAACGCCUGCUCUCUUCAGUUGUUUGAGGAAGUAAAGUCUUGUACAGUCGAACCUCUAUUAAGCGGCCCUCCAUUAAGCGGCCACCCUCUAUUAAACGGCCACAUAUCGAAGUCCCGAAAUUCUUGAAAUACAAAUACUAUAAACUAUCCCUCUAUUAAACGGCCACCUCUAUUAAGCGGCCGCGGCCACCCAAAGAGCGGUCCCAAAUGGUGGUUUAUGUCAAUUUUUACCUCUAUUAAGCGGCCAGUCUGCAGGAUUUACUUGGCGCAACACCUUGUCAAGAGAGCCGCAAUUUGCUUUAUUUGUAAAAUAAUGCUUAAAAAUUAUGUUUUAACACAUGCCACUUUACACCUUAAAAGCUUUACACCUCAAAAGCAUUGACUACGCCCAGGGUCUAUUAUUUGCGUACCUCUAUUUAGCGGCCACCUCUAUUAAGCGGCCACAAAACUGAUCCCCGAGGGUGGCCGCUUGAUAGAGGUUCGACUGUAGUUGCCUUUCGUGAUAUCUCAGAUACGUGGCAGUUCCAUCUCAGAUCGUUCGACAUGUUCGAUUCAAGUAACUUGACACUAUACCUCAGUCUAUAGCUUUCUCAUUUAUGACAAUUGGAUUGAAAUCUGCAACAGUCUUAGCAAACGAAAUUUGCAUUUCUUGGCAUUUUGUUUCAUUCAAUUCAAUUCAAUUCAAGCUUGUUCUCGUUAGAUUUAGUUACAAGUUUGUUCACGGAAUCUUAAAUCUUACUUUCUUGGUUCCUCGCGACGGGCUCUACGAUUGGCGUGUCGUCCACAUGUUUCCAUAAUUCAGUAUUUGUAACAAUAAUAUCGUCGAUCAUAAAAAUGAAAAGCCAUGGGCCAAGUUUUGUCCCUUGGGGAACCCCUGCAGGAUUAUCUCUCCUUCAGAGUUACAGUCCUGUCAGAGUUAACUCUUUGCUUGCGAUUUUUAAGAAAGUCAAAUAACCAGAUCUAUCAGAUCAAAUGCCUUCUUAUAAUCAAACAAAUACGAUCCUUACUGUAGAUCCUGUUCCGUCAGUAUUUUGGCCCAUGAGUGCACCAUACUGAGUAAAGCAUGCGUAGUAGAGGAUUUAGGAAUACAUCCAAACUGUCGUCCACUAGUUUUCUUCAUCACAGCUGCUUGUACAUGUUCCUCCACUACGGACUCCUCAGCUACCUUGGAUAGCACUUGUGUUAAUAAUGAUAGUGGGCGUAAAUCUUUAAUUUGUUAACAUCUUGGACCUGCUUCUGUUUGGGGAUAUGUACUAUAUCUGCUGCUUUCCAUGAUGGAGGGAGACAUCCCCUCGCUCAAAAGGAAAAGUUGAUAAUAUCUGUUAUAGGGCCGACCAGUAAAUCUGCAUUCUCUUUAAUCAGCCAAGAUGGUAUGCCGUUUGGGCCAGAGGUCUUCCUUGGAUUGAGCGAGGGGAGCUUGGUAAAAAGAGAGUCGAAAGAGACCGCGUAUGGUACAGCAGGUGGAUCGUUUGGCUGAGGUUCGUAAUCUUUCGGUAGGGGUUCGAAGGUACUCAGUGGAGAUAAAAAAGCUUCUUUAUUGUUUUGGCUAAGUGUGCUCCGUCAGAGGUUCCACCAAGGUGUUGAAAAAGAUACGCAGGGUUACCUUUGCUAGAUGACGCAGAUGAGAGGCCGCUGAGUUUCUUGACUUCACUCCACCAAGUUGAUUGCUUACAAUCUUUUAAGUGAGCUACUUUAGUGACAUAGUCUUUCACUGUAAGGAAACAGAUGACAGAUGCAGCAGACCUCAAUAAGAACAAAGCAACACCUAAUAAUAUACUUGAUAACAACGAUUUGAUCACGGAUCCCAAAGAAAUCGCGAAGAUAUUCAACUCCCAUUUCUCUCAAAUUUCCAAUACUGUUAUCAAAGAAACUGCACAUCACCAGCCUAAUUUCGAUGCCUUACGUAAUUUUGUGGACACUCGACUUCGCGAUAUUCAAUGA